Molecule: messenger RNA, 1236 nt
Organism: Ostrea edulis (European flat oyster)
Lineage: Eukaryota; Metazoa; Mollusca; Bivalvia; Ostreida; Ostreidae
Product: transcription factor EC-like
Exons: 7
Coding region: 1-1236 (411 amino acids)
Biological process (GO): regulation of transcription by RNA polymerase II
Cellular component (GO): nucleus
Molecular function (GO): protein dimerization activity; RNA polymerase II cis-regulatory region sequence-specific DNA binding; DNA-binding transcription factor activity, RNA polymerase II-specific
Source: RefSeq, a predicted model, not a curated record
AUGUCGACAUCCGAUGCCAACAAACAACUUCAUGCAAUACGUAAUCAACUGAGGCAAAUGGAACACCAGUACGGAGAUGGAACCAAACCAGACAACACUUUCAAGAGUAUUCAUUCAAAAGAAGUGGGAGAAAUAGAUGAGGCAAGGAUGUUUGAAGAUCAGGAAAACAUUAUUACCUUUGAUCACAACUCACAUAACACAGGAGGCAUUCAGGCAUUAAUCAAGGAAUCAAAAAAUACUUUUUCAAAUGAAUUUGAACGAAAAGAACCCGGAUUCACAACACUGACAGAAUUCGAAAACCCCGAACAAGAAUCGCAUGACCCACCCUUAUCUGGAGAAUGUCAUCAUGCUAUCAUAAACAUGGAGGACCUCAAUGAUGUAGAUAUCUUAUUAAAAGACGUCAUCAGUUCUGUACAAAUAGAUUCAAUGAGUGAUGAAGAUCUUCAUAUUCUCGAGCAGUUUGUUUCCUGCCCAAUGAGUGAAGAAUCUGAGCAAGACAAUUUGUAUCAAUCUUCGGGAAAGACCUCAUCUGCUUCGAAAGCAUUAGAGUCUGAAGAUGAGAUGGAUCUAAGAUGCAAAGAUAGAAUAAGAAAAGACAAUCAUAAUAUCAUUGAACGACGACGGAGAUACAACAUCAAUGACAGGAUAAAAGAAAUAUCUUCUCUACUACCACCAUCCACUCAUCCGUCAAUGAAACUCAGCAAAGGUUCCAUCUUAAAAGCAGCAGUACAAUGUUUUAAGGACUUGAAAAGGGAUCAGGAAAACUUGAAAACACUUGAAGCUAAACAGAAAGCAAUGAACUCCAAAUACCAAAAAAUGCAGCUUAGAACUACCAGGCCACUAUUAAAAAAUUGUUGGUUGGGCGUUAAGGUUCCGUCUAGGAAGCAUGAGAAUGAGGCAGCUCCUCAGACCAGCCUAAAGCAACCUAGUAUGCCAGAUUCCAUUUCAGAUGAAUUGCUUUUAACAGAUGACUCUCAUCUCCACUCUCCCUCCACUGAUAUAAACGUGGAGGAAUGUGAUAUUCUUUUGGAUUUGUUCAAAAGUCAGUCACCACACAUGACAGUUGGACAAAUGGAAACUGAUCCUGCACUGCCUUCCCAUUCGUCUAAACAAUUGCUCAGUACAGUCACAUCUCCACCGCCGACAACUAAUAUGCUUGAGGUCUUAUUGAAAAGAUCUGACAAAACACCUUUACAAGCUAAUUUCACAGAAAGCUUUCUGGACAGUACUUUAUAG